GAUGCAUGGCACAGCUUUGACACUUACGGCGCGGGCGCCAUAGCGCCGGAUCCACUUGCGCGUGACAGACGGAACUGUCGACACACAGCCAGGAGAGCUUGCAUAAAGAGGGCACAGAACAGCUUACAAACAUUUCACAAAUCCAGACAAAGCUUAUCAUAAGUAUUAACUGCAGCUGUGAAGGCUGCGCCAACCAAAAAAUACAGCAACGAGCAAAGCCUUUCAGCUAUCGAGCUACUUUAUGCCACACGCUUAGCACUGUCCUUUGCUACUGUAAACCAUUUAUACGGGUGAGCAUAUCAGUAUGUUAGGACGGUCAGGGCUUCGCGAGGCCGGGAUCCUCCUCGUCAUGCUUGCGCUACUUGCGCCUGCAAGCGCUGGGCUUGCCGCCCCUUACGGUGACCGGCGAGGCAUCGGAUACGACUGGAACUGGCGCAGCGGGCGAGCCACUUGGUUUGGUGGAUCGGACGGAUGGAGCAUCCACAAUGGAAGCUGUUCGUACCAGUACAUUCAGAAGGACGAACCAUUGGGCUGGGACGUCGCCGCCAUGACGGACGUGCAUCCCGAAUACCAGGAUAGCUGUGGCCUGUGCUACGAACUUGCUUGCGACUCUACGUGGACCAGUGACGGUUAUGGCCAGUGGCUGGACAGAACCGCAAGCUGCUUUGACACCGGCGCCAGCGUGGUGGUACGCAUCGUCGACGUCUGUCCCUGCUCAUACCCCAGCAACGCAUACAAUAACAAACGAUGGUGCUGUGGAGACAGGGACCACUUCGAUGUUUCAGUUUGGGCAUUCGAGAAGCUUGCGGAGACACGUUGGGGUGUCAUUCCAAUCAAGUAUAGGCCAGUUCCCUGUGAUCACAAGCCAUACAAGCCUGCGCCACCUGUUCCAAACCCAACGCCAGAGGUGACUGACGGGCGCACCGGUUGGUCAACCCCGGACAAGACGCGCCACACUCGCGACUGGCCUGAGUACAUGCACGACACUCAGACUCACGUGAACACAAUAUUUGAGGACAACUACGGCGAGGGUAUCCAUGAUGCGUCGUGGAACAUGCAGCUGCAGUCCCUUUCCGAUUCUAUCAGGAGCGGCACCCUAGGCAGCCCGGCCAUUUGCGGCAAGGUCUUCAAGGGGGGCGCGUUGGCGUUCAGGGGUUGGAAUGGUAUAUUCCAGGAGAAGAAGGCUCUCGAGUUCUGGACUUACGUAGGCUAUCCCGGCUGGGAGGGCAAAGACCAGAAGACGCCCGACUUGUGGGUCAGCGUGAGCGGGAACAAGGGUGGCUGCAAGCCCACCCGCAUCAUAAGCAUGAAACCCAUCUACAUGGAGCCCACCUGGAGGCCCUACGCCACCAACUAUUUUUGGGGAUGGCAGGUCUACCUGCCAAUCUUCAAUGGCUGGCCUGUGGACUCGGUCAUCAACAACCCAUACGACUUUACGGGCUGCGGCGGCAACAGCGUGUGGGACCUGCACACCGUGGAAUUCCGCAAUGACGGGUGGAGCGACCAGUGGGUCUGCCUGGACCGCGUGCGGCUGGUAUAGUACAUGCACGGAAUCUUAUUUAUUGAUGUGAGGCAGGCAACGCCUGGUGCACUGGUGUUUGAGCUGCAUGUGUGAGGCGGACAAGUUACAGGUCGGGUGGGAGUAGGAUGGGUACCGGAAAGCCAUUUCGAGGGGACUACGCUUACCCCCACUGAUUCUAAUUUAUUUCCGCGUGAGCUUGUAGCCGUGUACUUCAUGAGCGCAAUGAGCUAUGUGAAAACAGCAGCUGAUCAACGAGUGUGAUACGGACAUGUAUGGCAGAGUAGCUUACUGUGCCCCAUGCGUGAGAGACGAUCGCGCGCGUGCCGGUUGACGCCAUACGCGCUUGACUUAAGUACCGGUAUCGCAAGUAUACAGUGCAAGGGAGCGCGGCGCAGGUUUCAUGAACUGAUUAAGUGAGUGAAUGGGUAUGAGUCAUACCGUAUGACUGGCUGAGGUUAUAAGUGGGCGAGCAGGCGAGUGAUCCGGGCUUUGACACGUGCGUGAAACCAACGGCUGGGUCUGAACUGUGUACCGAGAGCUUCUCAGUAUAGUGUCUGGUAGAAGUCUGGUAGAAAGGCUUCCGCUUUGAAUGCUAAUGUGCUGGUGAUGUAUGUAUGCAAGCUACUAAAGGAUUAAGAGUUAUGGUAACGCCGGAGCUCGUGUGGGCUUCGCCGCGGGCAGCACUGUGCCGGCAGCAGGGGUGCAUGGAGAGCACGUACAGUGUUUGUGGAGCGAGGUGACAAAUGGUGGCAUUACUGGCUUUCAUUGUGCCCCUACCUGAGCUGCGUGAACGGAGUGCUUUGUACUAAAGCUGGCGGCAAGCCAAGAAGGGUUCGGCAGGAGGUGAAGCAGCUAGUGCGUGAGCCACGAGGGAGACGACUGGGAUUCAUAAGUCAUGAUGGGCGUCUGCAGACACACUCACACCGGUCAAUACCUUCAUUUUAUUCUUCACACCGGUAAUGUAAACGCACCAGAAU
This is a messenger RNA of Chlamydomonas reinhardtii, 2499 nucleotides long. RefSeq lists its product as uncharacterized. The transcript is spliced from 16 exons. Gene Ontology annotation, biological process: plant-type cell wall organization. The coding region runs from base 350 to 1540 and encodes 396 amino acids. NCBI's taxonomy places the organism in Eukaryota, Viridiplantae, Chlorophyta, Chlorophyceae, Chlamydomonadales, Chlamydomonadaceae. The record is from RefSeq and is a predicted model, not a curated record.